GCACAGCCGGCCCAUUCGCUGGGGCCGGCUUGCAGAAUGUGGGUGGGAGGCCAAGGCCUGGACCAGAGGAGCAGCUGCACAGAUCGUUGCAGACAAUAGCUGGAUUGCCUGCUGAGGAGAGAGACCCUCGGAUCCCGGAUUAUUAAGACGACCAUGUUUGCUGUCCCUGGCGCUGAUUCAGCCUGAAAAUGCCAAAAGGCCUUUGAAGAGCACCAAUGGUGGAUGUUGAUGUUUGUAUCGGGGGAAAUAGCACCAGGAGAAAAAUGGAGGCCCUGACUGACAGCGCGUUGGAGAUUGUCCCUUCGGAGCACUAUGAUUCAGCCAGGGCAAAAAUAGCUGCUAAUCUACAAUGGAUCUGUGCGAAAGCCUACGGAAUAGAUAACAUCCCCGAGGACCUUAAAGAUCCAUUUUACAUAGACCAAUAUGAUCAGGAACAUAUUAAACCACCUGUUAUCAAGCUUCUGCUGUCCAGUGAGCUGUAUUGUCGGGUCUGUAGCCUCAUCCUGAAAGGGGACCAGGCAGCCGCAAUACAGGGACACCAGUCAGUUAUUCAGGCCCUGUCCCGGAAAGGAAUUUAUGUAAUGGAGAGUGAUGACACCCCAGUGACAGAAUCUGACCUCAGUUGUGCACCUAUAAAGAUGAGUUCUCAUAUGGCAAUGAUUGAUGCUUUAAUGAUGGCGUAUACUGUAGAAAUGAUCAGCAUUGAAAAAGUAGUAGCUAGUGUCAAACGUUUUUCAACAUUCAGUGCCUCAAAAGAACUACCAUAUGACCUUGAAGAUGCAAUGGUAUUUUGGAUAAAUAAGGUGAACCUCAAAAUGAGAGAGAUAACAGAGAAAGAGAUAAAAUUAAAGCAGCAGUUACUGGAAAGCCCAGCUCAUCAAAAGUCUCCUUCCAAAUGGUAUUGGAAAUUAGUACCUGUUCGCUAUCGACGAGAACAUCUUUCAAGUAGGCAGCUGCCCUACUUUCCAUUGUUGGAAGAUCUUAUGAAAGAUGGCAGUGAUGGUGCUGCUCUUUUAGCUGUGAUACAUUACUAUUGCCCAGAACAAAUGAAACUGGAUGAUAUUUGUUUGAAGGAAGUGACGUCGAUAGCAGAUAGUCUUUAUAAUAUCCAGCUUCUGAGAGAAUUCUCAAAUGAGUACCUAAACAAAUGCUUUUAUCUCACCUUGGAAGAUAUGCUGUAUGCUCCUUUAGUGUUAAAGCCUAAUGUGAUGGUUUUUAUUGCUGAACUAUUCUGGUGGUUUGAGAAUGUUAAGCCAGACUUCGUACAGCCUAGGGAUAUUCAAGAAAUAAAAGAUGCUAAAGCAAUAUUACAUCAAAAAAGCAAUCGUCCACCUGUUCCCAUUUCCAAUGCAACAAAACGAAGUUUCAUGGCAAGCCCCGCUUCUUCAAGCCCCGCAGAACCGCAGCCUUCCGCUCAACUCGCACCGGAGGCUUGUAACAGGUAUUACCUGCACCCUGAAGAAUCUGACUAUCUUGGGAAGGGAACCCCUGCCUUUAGCCCAUCCCAUCCUUUAUUGCCAUUGAGACAGAAACAACAGAAAACGUUACAGGGGGAGGAUGGCUCAGAUCAGCGACAUCGUUCCAAUUCUUUGACUCGCGUCGAUGGACAGCCCCGUACCGCAGUGAUAGCCUGGCCAGAAAAAAGGCCCAGACCCUUAUCUCAACCAACGCCCUUUGCUCUUCAUCAUGCCACAAGCAGUGACGUGGACCCUGGUUCUGGUGAUAGCAUUAGUUUAGCUCGAUCUAUCAGCAAAGACAGCCUGGCUUCAAAUAUCGUUAAUCUUACCCCAAAACAUCAGCCCCCUCCUGCAUCUGUCAAAACUAAUGGAAAAAGCUUGCUGAAUAAUGUUGAUAUUGAGGAUGAAGAUGAAGAACUUGUUGCCCUAAUUAGGGCAGAUGAAGUUCCCAUCCGAGGUGAACUAGAACUGCCAAGUACAUCGUGUCGGGCCUCUGGUUUAGUUGCAAGUGCCCGUUCUCCUAAAAGUCAAGUGGAGCAUGUAGAAGGUAAACCUGAGAGUUUUUUCUUGGAGCCCUUAAUGCCGGCAGUGCUGAAACCAGCAAAAGAGAAACAGAUUAUUAACAAGGAGGAUGAAUGUGGGGAAGGGAAACAAAGGAACUUCAUGACCAAGAGACUUAAUGAAGGACAUCAGCCUUCGGGUCGGAAGAAGACAAAUAACAAUCACAUCGAUCACAACCUCAAUAGAACUUUUACUCCAAUCCCUAGUUCAGAAUUUGGCACAGAUUCUGCUACCGCUGAUUCAGGAUUUCGCUCAACGGACACUGGAUUAGAACUCCGUAGACCUUUGAUUAGCGAUGGUUUAGAUCACUUACCUCCGGAACAUUCUGCUGAAGGCUUCUUUCUUCAUGUUACCAGAGCUGAAGAAGAUGUACCAGGCAAAGUAAAUGUUAGCUCUCUAAGAAGUGCUCAUUCCCCUGGACCAGAUACGUCAUGGGCUAUGAUAAGACAGGACUCAGACUCAGACAUCCUAGAUAUAGAAGAUGCUGAACAAGAUUUAAUCAGAGACGACACUCCGGUAGUUACUAUUGUGAAAUAUGUAGGAGAGGAAGAAUCUGCAAAACUUCAAGAGGAUAUGAAAGUGAAGGAGCACGAAGACAAGGAUGAUGCCAGCGGGCGUUCAAGUCCUUGCCUGAGUACUAUUUCUCAGCUUAGCAGUGUUUCCAUGGCUAGUGGGAGUGUACGAAUGACUAGCUUUGCAGAACGAAAACUCCAGAGACUAAAUAGCUACGAAGCAAAAUCCAGUACCAGUAGUUCCCAGAAGACCACUCCAGAUGCGUCAGAAUGCUGCCCAGCCCCUCUGACUACAUGGAAGCAAAAGAGAGAACAAAGCCCUAACAGGCAAAAUAAAGACCAUGCGAAUCUCUUGGCUUCGGAGCUAGUUCAGCUCCAUAUGCAAUUAGAGGAAAAGCGAAGAGCAAUAGAAGCCCAAAAGAAAAAAAUGGAGGCUCUGUCUGCUAGACAGCGUCUGAAGUUGGGUAAAGCAGCUUUUUUGCACGUAGUUAAAAAGGGCAAGGCAGAGGUUGUUCCUCAGCCACUUAAACCGGAACACUUUUCCAAAGAAUAUUCUAGGCACAACGGUGAGGAGUUUGAUGAGGGAAGCUCUAAAACUGAAGAAUUUCUUGUAAAAGAUGAGGAGAGAGAGGAUUUCCUAAAUGAUCCACAAGAGGCGAUAAAAAUGAAAAUCCAGGAAAAUGUAGCUUUUGUCCAGCAACACAAAUCUAGAGAUCCUGCCUCUAUGAAUGAACUUGAGAAAAGUAAGAUGAUUUCUGCCGCUCUCCUAGAGGAAAACGUUGCAGAGGUAGUUGAGAUGAAUGAAUGCGAUCUUUCUAUUGAGAAGCUGAACGAAACCAUUAGUUCGCUCCAACAAGCUAUCUUAAAGAUAUCUCAACAACAAGAACAGCUUCUUUUGAAAUCUCCAACGGUACCAACGCCAACCACUAGAAACAACUCUCAGGAGCAGAAGGUCAAGCCGGCCAUCCAUUUUGUUGAACCCCUCUCCCCACCUGGAAUGACCGGGCAUCGGAAACCUCGAUUUGGUCAGGGCCGGAGUCCCCGGUCAGCACGGCCAGCUGACCUCAAAGUUGCUAAAGACCGGCAGCAGAGCUCAUCCCGUAUUAAAACCCCAACACCGAGUCUGGAAACCCUGCCUCAUUUAAGGCCAUUUCCUCCUCAUGCCCAUCCACGGACACCUCCAGAAGCCUCCUUUGAAAGUACCCCUGAACGUGGAAAUGGUGGCCAAGAAAACUUUUUCUUCGACAGCUACAGGCUCCUUGAUGAGAGUAACCAGCGGUCUUUCGUUUUGGCCACUUCCAAAGAUGCGAACAUUCUAACGGAACAAGUGAGCCAAGAGGUUGUGAAUAGUAGUUUGAAAGAAACAGCGUUAAGCUCUUCAGAGGUCUCAGGAAAAGAAAAUGUUCCUGUGGAAGAACCCUUGAGGAGCAAGGCUAAUCUCAUUGAAGUAGAUCUGUCAGAUUUGAAAGCGCCAGAUGAAGAGGGAGAACUAGAGAAUCAGGAUAGUUCGGUGGAUUUAAUAAACGAAUGCGAUCAGAAACCUGGUGUUGGGUUCUUUUUCAAGGAUGAACAAAAAGCAGAAGAUGAGCUAGCUAAGAAACGGGCAGCAUUCCUCUUAAAACAGCAGCGCAAAGCUGAAGAAGCCCGUGCACGGAAACAGCAACUUGAAGCAGAAGUUGAGCUAAAAAGAGAUGAAGCCAGGCGCAAAGCGGAAGAAGACAGGAUACGAAAAGAAGAGGAAAAAGCACGACGAGAGUUAAUCAAACAGGAGUACUUGAGAAGAAAGCAACAACAGAUUUUAGAAGAGCAAGGACUCACCAAACCUAAAUCAAAACUGAAAAAAACACGCCCAAAAUCUGUCCAUCGGGAAGAAUCAUACAGUGAUUCAGGAACAAAAUGUUCUUCGACGCCCGAUAACCUAAGUAGCGCUCAGUCUGGCUCCAGCCUGUCCUUGGCAUCUGCAGCAACUACAGAAGCUGAAAGCGUACAUUCUGGAGGCACUCCAUCCCAACGUGUUGAAUCAAUGGAAUCCUUGCCAAUUUUGAGCAGGAAUCCUAGCAGAAAUACUGAAAGAGACUGGGAAAAUGCUUCCACAGCAUCUUCAAUUGCUUCAGUGGCAGAAUACACAGGCCCCAAACUCUUUAAAGAGCCCAGUAGCAAGUCAAACAAACCAAUUAUUCACAAUGCUAUAUCUCAUUGCUGUCUGGCUGGAAAAGUGAAUGAACCUCACAAGAAUUCGAUAUUGGAGGAACUAGAAAAGUGUGAUGCCAACCACUACAUCAUCCUAUUUCGGGAUGCUGGCUGCCAGUUUAGGGCACUUUAUUGCUAUUACCCUGACACCGAAGAAAUCUAUAAGCUGACGGGCACGGGGCCAAAGAGCAUCACCAAGAAAAUGAUCGACAAGCUUUAUAAAUAUAGCUCAGACCGAAAACAGUUUAAUGUGAUUCCGGCCAAAACCAUGUCUGUCAGCGUGGAUGCUCUUACUAUUCAUAACCAUUUGUGGCAAGCCAAGCGGCCCGCAGUGCCAAAGAAGACUCAGACUCGUAAAUGACAUUGAACUUGGGGAGAAUAAAUCCCAGUGGAUUAUGUUGCAAGAAGAAAUUGACCAUUUUUCUCCAAUUGGGUACAGAAUGUGCAAAACCAUAAACUGUUUUUUAAAGAGGCUCCUAAACACAAAACGAGAACUGCAGACUCCACCCACAAAACAUGGAUGCAAAUUAAAAAGAAUGAAGGAACAAUGCCAGUGUUUUUUUAUGACUUCAUCAAUCUGUUGUUACAGCCUAUGCUAACUACUGACAUGCUCAAAUGAGGAACUCUGUGCAUGUAGCAAGAUCUCAACCAGUGGAUUUCCUUUUACUUGAAGUUCUCCAUCGGUACAAAUUGGGAAUACAUUGAUAUGAUUUGUGUGUGUGAGUGUGUGUGUGUGUGUGUGUGUCCCUGGCCCUUUUCCUCUUCCACCUCACACCUCUACCUUCCACUUUUCUUACCUGAUACUUCUUUUGUCGAUAAACUGUAAUCUUCAGUGGGAGAACUGAGUAUUGAUUUUUGGGUCACAAGCUUUUCCAAUUCAAUCUUUAGAGGAAAAAGUAAUUUGUUUGGGGGCAUAUUUUCUUUUGAGGAACUCUCAUGUAUAUCAAAUUGUAUAUACUGCCAACUUUUAAGUCCAGUACUCAGAUUCCUGAAAAGUCUCCAAACCAUGCUGCUCAGAAAAAGGUUAUAGACGAUGACAAUAUCUUGUCACUAAAAGCACUGAAAGAUUACAAAAUCUGUCUCUGUAAAAUCAGUUUUUCAAAUUUAGAGAUGACUAUUUCUGGGACACAAUCAAGAGGCAAAAAAUUGUAAGUCGAUGUUCCAUUUGGAGUUUGCCAGAUCCUAGGCAAAACUCUUUGGAGCCAUUUCCAUUUCGAAUAAUGGUCUAUUAAUUUGUUUUAAUAAAGGCAGCUUUUGAUACAAGUAGAACAUUUCCAGGCUGAGCAUGUUCCUCUAAUGAUGGUGCACUUGAAUGAUCACAAACCCUUUAAUGUUUUUAUGAUGUCCUGAAAUGUAAUUCUACUUCCUGUGUCCUGUCUUUAUUUGGAAUGAGCAGCAUCCUCCAACCCGAGUAUGUGCAAUCCUUUUUUUUUUUUUUAAACAAAAAUUUUGGGGUGAUAUCAAGUAAUAUUGUUUUGUCUCAUUUAAAAAAAACACAUUUUAACCAGAUAUUUGCAGUUGUUUCAAAAAGUUCAAAUAAGUGAAACGGCUUUGAAUUCUUUUCAUGUUGAAAUAUUAAAUCUUGAAUUAUGGCCCUAAAAAUCUUUUAGUGUUUUUCAGCAGAUAAAUCUUGGCUUUGAACGCAAACUGUUUCUUUGUGCAUGUACGGUUCCUUUCAGCACGCAUGUUUUCAGAUAAACAUCUAGAGCUCUGUAGUUUCAGCAUAUUGGACAGUUAACUGAUUGCUACAGUACCUUGAUUUGACACUACUGCCUGAGGGCUUUAUAGGCGUGUAUGUUAGGUUUGCACUUGUUUACUUUAAAGUGUUACUUGAAUAUGUAUCUUGUACUGCAGAGGGCACUAAAGACCAGUAGGGAGAAACUGAAGUUCUAAAGACACGGGGUAUAAUUAUUAUAUAAACUUUAAAAAUGUGAGGUAAGUGCGUUGUGGAUAUAGAGGGGAAAAUAUGGUACAUAAUAAAACACUAAGUAGAACAAACUGCAUGUCUAUAAUGUCGCAGUUUUGUUAGUUUCCCCACCCUUCCAUUUUUUUUUUUUAUAUUGAAGAUUAUAGUUUGUUGCAAUUUUGUAUAUAUUGUGUUAGGGAUAGCUGGUUCCCUGUAAAUAAAUAACUAAAGGCUUUAUAAUUUCUAAAGUGCUGAGUAUUAAACACAGUCAUGAGUGUAAUUUUUCAGUUACCAUGCUUUUCAUGCUUGUGCUUUAUUUCUCACUGUAAGUUUGAUAUUAUCAUAUUUAUUUUAUGAAGCACUGAAAUGUAAUAAAAUCAUUAACUAAUUUGCUUUAUUUUAA
Molecule: messenger RNA, 7029 nt
Organism: Ornithorhynchus anatinus (platypus)
Lineage: Eukaryota; Metazoa; Chordata; Mammalia; Monotremata; Ornithorhynchidae
Gene: CAMSAP1
Product: calmodulin regulated spectrin associated protein 1
Exons: 19
Coding region: 216-5081 (1621 amino acids)
Biological process (GO): negative regulation of microtubule depolymerization; cytoplasmic microtubule organization; neuron projection development
Cellular component (GO): microtubule minus-end
Molecular function (GO): calmodulin binding; microtubule minus-end binding; spectrin binding
Source: RefSeq, a predicted model, not a curated record